This is a messenger RNA of Gekko japonicus, 4350 nucleotides long. It is a transcript of the gene RAP2A, whose product is annotated as RAP2A, member of RAS oncogene family. Gene Ontology annotation, cellular component: plasma membrane. The transcript is spliced from 2 exons. Gene Ontology annotation, molecular function: GTP binding; GTPase activity; GDP binding. Gene Ontology annotation, biological process: Rap protein signal transduction; negative regulation of cell migration. The record is from RefSeq and is a predicted model, not a curated record. Lineage: Eukaryota; Metazoa; Chordata; Lepidosauria; Squamata; Gekkonidae. The coding region runs from base 40 to 591 and encodes 183 amino acids.
CGGCGGCGGGGCGAGUCCGGCGGCCGGGCGGGGAAGAGGAUGCGCGAGUACAAGGUGGUGGUGCUGGGCUCGGGCGGGGUGGGCAAGUCCGCGCUCACCGUCCAGUUCGUCACCGGCACCUUCAUCGAGAAGUACGACCCCACCAUCGAGGACUUCUACCGCAAGGAGAUCGAGGUGGACGCCUCGCCCUCCGUCCUGGAGAUCCUCGACACGGCCGGCACCGAGCAGUUCGCCUCCAUGCGGGACCUCUACAUCAAGAACGGGCAGGGCUUCAUCCUCGUCUACAGCCUCGUCAACCAGCAGAGCUUCCAGGACAUCCGCCCCAUGCGGGACCAGAUCAUCCGCGUCAAGAGGUAUGAGAAGGUCCCUGUGAUCUUGGUUGGGAAUAAAGUGGACCUGGAGAGCGAGAGGGAAGUAUCGUCCAGUGAAGGCAGAGCUCUGGCCGAAGAAUGGGGUUGUCCAUUUAUGGAGACUUCCGCAAAAAGCAAAACAAUGGUGGAUGAGCUUUUUGCAGAAAUCGUCAGACAGAUGAACUAUGCGUCGCAGCCGGAUAAAGAUGACCCAUGUUGUUCUGCAUGUAAUAUACAAUAGCGUUACAGAUUAUGGAAUUGGACCUUGAUUUGCUGUAUUUUUGGUAAGGUAACAGGACUGACUGCUUCACUUUGUGAUUUAAGCUGGGUCCCUUGGGAUAAAUCCAAAGUGGAGUAGCAGCAUCAACUCCAAGCAGAACACUGACGUUGGUGGGUUUGAGAUUCUGAAAGUCACUUACCUGGAGCACAUCUUCUACACCUGCUACUCUGUAGCACAGCCAUCAGCUUUACAGGGUGAGCACAAGUGAUGUUUUUUCGCCUCGGCAAGUGACAGCCGUUGACCUCUUUCGGUCGAGGGUUGUUGACGGUGGUGGAAAGGAGAGCACCAGCAAAAGACCUUUUGCACACUGCAUAGUCUCUGCUGAUAAAUAAAAUUGAAUGGAACUUUUAAGUGUCUGCAUAUUGAAUUUCAGGACUUGUCACUUGUGGCCAAGUUUACUCAGUCAAAUAUGCUAAGUUCAUCUUUACCUUUGACACAAGUGUUAGUAGCGUUAUUGGCAAAUAGAUGUAAUUAUGUUUCUCUCCCCCCCCCCACCCUUUAAUUUGAUUCCGUUCUAUUAUCCCAUCAUGCGAAAAGGAAAAUAUUCCAUCAGUACUUGAAAGUAAAGAGAUGAGCUCUGAAAAAAAGAAUCAAAGGCUUGUGAAGAGAACAGUGAGACGUCGGAAUGUGUUAGAUAUUCUGCUUUGCUGCUCGGAAAUGGCAUGGAUCACUUCAGAUGCUGUUCGGUCAAGAAACCAAACAAACCCUCCAUUUAUGAGGCAGGAAACAUGUUCAUCUCUUUCCUGAACCAGGAGGGAAGGAACUAUGAUGGGGGGAGAAAAUAUCGCUUAGCCUUACUGACGAGGAAAAUGUUAGCACAUUAACAAAUACCAUCUUGUAAGGAAAAUGAAGCCAUGUUGUAUCCAGAUGUUCCUUUUUUGCAAAAACCUCACAGGGGACAGUCUGAGCAUCUUGCAUUUUUUUUUAAGUUUUAAGGGUACCGGUUUAUUUCUUGCCUUUUUAAGGGCUACAUCUUUGGUGUGAUACCCCGAUUAACCUUUGAAAGUCAAAUUUGCCAUUUUAUAGCUUUAAUGUUGGCAACCUGGUUAAUUGAAUUAGCUGUGUUGAAGUUACUUUGGCUCAGAAGUUGAAUACACAGUGUUGUAGUUCCACAGGUGAGGGAGGGGAAAGAUUGGUGCCCCCCCCCGCCCUUUUCAAUUGCCUAACAUGCUAGUCAGAUGCUGUUAUACAGUGAUACCAUUGCCCUGGUUGUUGCCGUGAAAGUGAGUGAAAUGUUGUUUUGAAAUGGUGCUCAGCCUCUGAUCUUAACUUCCAUAGCAGUUGAAAUACUUAUCAUUUGCAUGACUUUAACAGCACCGGUUAUAUCUAUUCUGAUGUCUUACAAUCAAGGAAGUUUCCAGUCGGAAUGUCUAGGGUUGAAAUGCUGGAGUCGAUCAUAUUGAGACGGACCUUUAUGGAAACAUUUGGCCUUUAAACGCAAUACCAUUGAGCUUGUGGUCCAAAUGUCACCCUGGAGUUUGGCUUCUCAGUCUUGUGAAAAUAGCUAUGUAAUUCCUUUGUGUCGAUGAGUGGAGAGGCGUGUAUGUAUCUUGUGUGCCUGUUGGUGGGACUGUGUGUGUGUGUGUGACUUCCUACAAAUGCUGUAAUGAAGUUGAGUUCUGAGGCAUUUGCCUCCAUCAGCAGAAAUACACCUUUCAAUCUAAAGCGCGUCUACAGGAACUGCGUUCCAAAAUGUGUGUUUGAACUUUGACAACACUCGGCCACUUUAUUUCGUGGACAACAUGCCAUGUUUAAUUACGUUCACAAUUUAAAGAUGGCAGAUGAGUAGAGGCCACUGUUGCCUUAGUCCUUGCAUGUUUCCCCAUAACCAAGGAAGCAAAGAGUAUAACGCGAAGUACGAUGUCCUACUCUGGAAAUGUAGCUCCUUCCCAACCAGCUUGCACGGCCUUUGAAGUUGUGGCCCCUGCUGUUGACAACCUGCAUGUGUCAAGGGGGGGGGAAGAAUUGUCACGAGUUCAACAAUAUCUAGAAUGUUUUAGAAGGAAUGUCACUGCAGAAGUAGCUUGGUCUCUUAGGAAAAUGACUGGCUGCAGAAUUGAAAUAACUUGCUCUCUCCUCUCCCCCGACAUGCCAUUAAUUUUGAAUACUGAUCCGAGCAAUUCCAAAAAAUAGUCCCUGUCUCUUGCGCGGCAGAUUGCUUAUGCACCCGUAACAGUGACACGGAUAACAUGAAUGAAGGGAAAUAAAAUAGCAUUUAUGAUGAAAGCGGGCACAGAAGUCAUUGCAAUGCCAUAUUCUGAACAGGAGAGAAAAAUCCUUCCUAGAUAAUGCUUACUGUGGUUUUGGAGACAAAGCACUGUGUGUUGUUGCAAAAGUGUAAUGGUUUUAUGUGAUGUGUCAUUCUAAGGAGGUAGUUUGUGUGCUGUUUGGACUCUGCAAACAUUACUAGUGGGACAGUGAAGGGUGUGUGGGCCUGAUUUUUUUUUAAUCAGCAAAAGGGAUAGACCAGCUGCAGUUUAAUCACAUUUACAUGGAUCCCCCUGCUCCCAGAAAGAAACUGAAUUGACCUCCGUGUAAUGUGUUUAGGCCAGCAAAGGGAACCAUGGGGAAAAACAGGUGACAGCCAGUUGUCUAGUGCCAAUUCCAAAGGUGCCACGGCUCCUCUGGUUGAUUCCUCCCUUCUCCUCCCCCCUUCCCGCCAGCAGUGGUGGUGGCUUAUCUUGUGGCCGUGGCUCUGUUGUGUUAGAUGUUUUCUGUUAGCCAGAGAUAGAUUUCAAGGAGGGCAGCGGCCUGCUCCUAAGCCAGCCUCUUGGCCACCCUAGCUCUGUGCCACUGGGAAUGUGGGGUGUACCCUGCCGUGUUCAUAAUGAGGCACGGUGAUGCUUUCCCACUCUGUGUGCAAGAGCAGCACACUGGCAUCUGUUGGUGCCAUCACACGUCCUGGGAGUUACUUAUCAAGGAUCAGUGCAUUAUUUUAUAUCCUGAUCAGAUCCCAAUGAUAGUAUUUUUGUUCCGGUAUGACAUGCCUUAAAACAUUAUCAUUUGAUCCAAAGACCCGCUUAUCCCUUUAGCUGUUCUCGUAGAGCUCUGUAUUUUUCUGCAGAUGGCAUUUUUUACGUUUAUAUUGUAAAAUGUCGCAGCUCCUUCUGGAAAUGUGUUAAUUGCCCUUUUCCCUUUUCACGGGAGUUAAUCAAGCCAUCAUCGACUCUAAAAGCUUUCAUGGUAAGGAUUUUUUUCAAGUUUUCCUCCCCUAUCAAGAGCAGCUUUUAGAGAGUUCCUCUUCACAGCAGGACCGACAACGCUUCACUCCUCUUCAUAUACUCCAUUUCUAAAGAUGCCAUUAACUUCCUGUGGGCAAACUUCCUGGUAUUUGCUUUUUAAAACAAAACAAAACAUACAAGCAUCCUCUGUUCUGGUUGGGGAGAUGUAUGGUUUCCCCUCCGCAUGUGCUCAAAGCAGCAGCUAAUGUGAUGGUGAAGUACAUUUGGCAGGAAUUUUCAUGUGCAUUUCUCCCUCUUGUCAGUUCUUGAUCAGGGUUUCAAAUGAUUGCAGUGUGGUUUUUGAGACUAGGCUUACCCGUCGACAAUUUGGGAUUUCCUAAGAGUUGAAUAAAGAUAUUUAACAGUUGAUCGUCGAGCUCAAUUGCAAUUGAUAACUGAGGAAAAAAAAAAACACAGCAAGUUUUAUAAGGGGUCAGUUUAAAAUCACAAUGUUUCAAAAAGAAAAUCAAAUUGUACAUAGAACUCGAUGCAAACUCAG